AUUUUCAACGCAUCCGUGCCCCCAUCCAUUGUCCUCCUGAUCAUGGUAAAACAGGGUUUGAAAAGGAUCUCUCGACUAUCAUGACAUGAAACCCAUAGCAAGGAAAAGAGGUACUACUGGUAUCCUCUUGGCCUAGUCACGAGAUGGCUGGCCCCAAAAUCGAAGAUAGUGCGAAGAAAUAUUCGGUGUCGUCAGCUUUCUGAUGAUUGGAUUUUCUUCAAUUAGCGUAGUUAGAACCCCCCCCUCCUCCUCCUCCCUUUUCCCACUUUCUUUUGAAUUGGGGCAACUUGUCUUAUCGGUGGUGGAAUUUUUCUCUCCUCUUUAUCAGGGAGGAGGCAUGGUUGGGACCGGCAGAAAGACAUCUAUCUCUAGCCUAGUGAGAGGCUCCAGAGGAACCAGCGUCAAUUUGACUCCGCACAUUAUGUCACGGGUUUGUAAAGGCCGGGAGGAGCCUUUCUCUGUCAUUCAUAUAGAAUUAGUGAAUACAGAGGGGAAGACGCUCAUAAUGAGUGUGUAUGGCAUGGGGGAAGGGGGGAGGAAACGAGUGUGAUACCGCUGGCUCUAUGGGUGCACUAGACCAGUUAUUUCCAGUUUGAAAGUUAACCGAGCAUUAA
Molecule: messenger RNA, 614 nt
Organism: Aspergillus ochraceoroseus IBT 24754
Lineage: Eukaryota; Fungi; Ascomycota; Eurotiomycetes; Eurotiales; Aspergillaceae
Exons: 1
Coding region: 203-550 (115 amino acids)
Source: RefSeq, a predicted model, not a curated record